This is a messenger RNA of Rhodofomes roseus, 1896 nucleotides long. RefSeq lists its product as uncharacterized. The transcript has 7 exons. The annotation marks the transcript as partial. The record is from RefSeq and is a predicted model, not a curated record. NCBI's taxonomy places the organism in Eukaryota, Fungi, Basidiomycota, Agaricomycetes, Polyporales, Fomitopsidaceae.
UCGGCUCAAAUGCCACUUCCCAGUGUCCUCGGUUGUAUACAGCAAUGCCCCGAGAUCGCACAGUGCCUUCCAAUUGGCUCAUUUCUCCUUCUGUUUCGCCUUCUGCAGUGCCUCAAGGAGCGAUUAUCAUGGCUCCCUUCAUGUAGGGGCAGCGAGCCUCCACCAUUUCUACCUCCCGAUGUCAAGAAAUUCGUGGCUAGUGCUCUCUGUAUAGCCCCAGAGUCGUCAGAUGCACUUCUCGAUCAGUGCUGGGCUGCGCUUCGUAGCUCCAUCUGGGCUAGUACCACUGGCACUUUUGCUGAGAAGUGUCGCUCGAAGGAGCUUCUUGAUGCUUUUCUGGAGCAUGGGAUACAACAGGACAUAGGCUUCCACGAUCUAUAUCCACGUACUCGUGUCUGCCUUGAUCCAAAAUGCACGAGUGUUCAUCAACCUCAGUCUGGCGAAACCGAUCCUGACGAACUGGGUGCAACUUCACGCAAACUGACCCGGCUGACGUCAACCCAAUGCAUCAAUUUCACUCGAGAGUUCGGGCCUGUCCCAGUGUUCGCAUACUCAGCACAUUGCCGAUCCUGUUUUACUCGAUACUACCCGGACUACUAUGUCCAUGAACAACGCGGCAUUCGGUCUUACUAUCAUGGAGUCCCAUCGUCAAUUGAGGUCGCAAAACAUACGUAUGUUGAGGCCUCGCUCUGUGAGCAGUUCACAGCUUCUACAGUCAUCGCGUGGUAUUAUUCUUCUAACAAUGCCAAGAUUUACCAGCAACAGCACUGGGAAUCUGAAGCCCGAUUCCCACUGGUGUGGCCUGUAAAGCCCAGGCUUGACGGACCAAUGGUUUCCGAUGCAUUUUUCCUUUUUGCACUCUUGCGAGACCAUGAUGAGCAUGGCACUCUUCUUGUCCUCACAAACGAUGCCAAUCAUUCGGUCCGGCUUGAUAGUGCAUUACGCCAGCGCAAUUUGGCAAUGGUCGGCCCAGGGCAAGAACAAUGGAAUCAUAUUUGCGAUCGCUGCUGCGCCCGCAAGGUUGAUGGUGAUACAAUGCGAGCUGUUGUCACAGAUGGUGUUACAGUUGGGCGGCCAUGUUGUGGAGUUCAUGACUGCAAGGGCCAGCUCCUCUCCCAACGAGCCCGCUUCUGCACUGCCCACCUCGAUCUUGAAAAACAAUGUAGCAUCCUUGGGUGUGAGAACAACGCAGACAUGGAUUUCAAGACAUGCAGCAUCGAGUCCCAUAGGGCAAUGGAGACGGCUAACAAGGCGAGACAAUCUGCACUCCCAGAUGAUGUGCUCAAUAUGGAUGAAGAGGAUGCCGCCGAAGAGGACAAUAUCAAAGACGAUGGGCAGAGCGGACCGAAGCUCCGCGCACGCUUUGGUCGGCGGUGGACUCACAACGAGCAGCUCUGUGUUGCCACUUGCGGAGUUGUCCUGGGCCGGAUGACUAUGUACGGGUCAGAAGCAGUAAGCGGAAUCAAAGUCUUCCUGCACCGUUUGUUCCCGACCCAGCGCUCGCUUCCUCGUGCCAUCUUCUACGAUAAUGCCUGCCAAUUCAAGAAGCAUUUAUUGGCUAGUGGUGAUCAAUAUUUCAACAGUUCAGCACUUCCUGUUGAUGUCUUCCACAUGAAGAGCAAACACAAGGACUCGGACGAGUUUUGCGGUCUUCACUGCAACCCUGCACGGUGGCCGGAAUUACACGAGGGAGGGAAAUGGCGCUUCAAUUCCUCUGCUGCAGAGAUGACAAAUGCAUGGUUUGGAGGAUUUCAGUCCAUGGUGCGGGAGAUGCGCGAGGCUCGCUAUGAUUUCUUUCUAGAUGAAGCCAUCAAACAGCGGAAUCGCCUCACCAUUCGUGAGCUCGCCCUACAGCAUGCAAAUCCCUGCACAUUAGACCGGGCUUGGAUGUUAUCA